Messenger RNA from Anopheles arabiensis, 593 nucleotides. It is a transcript of the gene mRpS18C, whose product is annotated as 28S ribosomal protein S18c, mitochondrial. Lineage: Eukaryota; Metazoa; Arthropoda; Insecta; Diptera; Culicidae. Gene Ontology annotation, biological process: mitochondrial translation. Gene Ontology annotation, molecular function: small ribosomal subunit rRNA binding; structural constituent of ribosome. The transcript is spliced from 2 exons. The record is from RefSeq and is a predicted model, not a curated record. The coding region runs from base 97 to 543 and encodes 148 amino acids. Gene Ontology annotation, cellular component: mitochondrial small ribosomal subunit; ribosome.
AGCACCGAAUGUCAAUAAUUACAACAUUCUGCCGCAAAUCAUCUGCACCUCGCAGGAAAACAUACAUACAAUCCGUGAUCAUCUUAUCGUUUCAUAAUGAUUUGCGGUGUGCGAAGCAGUUUACGAUCAGCUCGUGCCAUUUCAGGUUAUGUAAACACAGGAGCACUGGUUGCUCCCACAGCGACCCGAUCGGCUGCACCCUACAAGCACUACACGACGAGCGCCGAUAAUAACGAUUCCCCCGUGGUGCUGAAGGAUAACCCUUUCGCCAAAGAGCGAGUACAGUGCGUGCUGUGCAAACACGGCAUCGAUCCAGAUUACAAGAACGUGCAGCUACUGUCCCAGUUUCAGAGCCCAUACACCGGCCGGGUGUACGGUCGCAACAUUACGGGCCUGUGCAAAAACCGUCACGAGCAGGUGGAACGGGAAAUCAUCAAAGCGCAGAAUGCUGGAUUUAUGCCCACCUACCAUAAGGCGGUCGAGUUCCUGAACGACCCGAAAUUGUUCGACCCCGAGAAGGCGAUUCGCCCGCACAAAUAUUAAGUCUCGCACUGUAGUAGGGAACGCAAUAAAUCAUUACUUUUACCGUUAAA